Messenger RNA from Styela clava, 559 nucleotides. NCBI's taxonomy places the organism in Eukaryota, Metazoa, Chordata, Ascidiacea, Stolidobranchia, Styelidae. The record is from RefSeq and is a predicted model, not a curated record.
CCAGAUUUUUAUAAUCUAUAAUCAAAAGAGAUAUAGAUUACUAGAAAACAAGAUGUGGAUUGAACUAUUUGAAUAUCCAAGCGUUUUAGCUGGGAUUGCAGCCUUCAUAUUUUGGUGCUAUUUACAAAGGAAACCAAAAAACUUUCCACCUGGUCCUCGAGGUCUGCCUCUUGUUGGUUACAUUCCGUUCAUGGCAAAGAAUCCUGCAGAAACUUUGAUGAAAUUGAAAGAGAAAUACGGAUCAGUUGUCUCUGUUCAAUUUGGACAAGAGGAUUGGGUCAUUCUGAAUGAUUAUGACACCAUUAACGAGGCAUUUGUAAAACAAGGAGAAAAAUUUUCCGGACGACCCUACAAUCUUUCAUUCGAGUUGAUAACCAAAGGACGCGGGUUCUUGACGCUGGAUUAUGGAUCCACAUGGAAAGCUCUGAGGAAAUUUGGCCACGUUACCACUAAGAGAAUGUUAGCGUUUUGUUACGCAUUCAAUCUAAACAAGUCUCUGUACAAUUUUCCGAUGCUGAGUAAAGACUUGAAUUUUUCAUGUUCCGCAUUGCCUACCUAA